CACGCAGAAGAAGAAAUGACCGGCCGUAAACAUGGCGUGUGCCCUGGACGAGGAUGAGAUCAGUCACGAUGACUAUUAUUCCCUUCUAAAUGUCCGAAGAGAGGCCACGCAGGAGGAGCUGAAAGCAGCUUACAGGCGACUGUGCAUGCUGUAUCAUCCAGAUAAACACCGGGAUCCUGAUCUGAAACGGCAAGCAGAGCAGCUUUUUAAUCUUGUACACGAAGCUUAUGAAGUGCUUAGUGACCCACAGGCACGAGCAAUUUAUGAUAUCUAUGGCAAACGAGGACUCGAUGUCGAGGGAUGGGAGGUGGUGGAGAGGAAAAGAAGCCCUGCAGAGAUUCGAGAGGAAUACGAGCGGCUGCACAGGGAGCGGGAGGAGAGAAGACUUCAGCAAAGGACCAACCCAAAGGGAACGAUUAGUGUGGGCAUUGAUGCCACGGACCUCUUCGACCAUUAUGAAGAGGACUAUGAGGACAUGGUUGGAGGUGGCGUCCCACAUGUGGAAAUUAACAAGAUGCAUAUAUCACAAUCCAUAGAGGCUCCCCUCACUACAAAAGACACAGCCAUUUUGUCUGGCUCCUUGUCGACCCACAAUGGAAAUGGAGGUGGCACCAUUAAUUUGGCCUUGAGACGAGUCACUUCUGCGAAGGGGUGGGGUGAGGUAGAGUUGGGAGCCGGAGACACUCACGGACCCCUCUUUGGAAUGAAGAUAUUUCGCAACUUGACGCCUCGCUGCUUUGUGACAGCCCAGUGCGGACUCCAGUUUUCAUCACGCGGCGUACGUCCUGGGGUGACCACCGUGGUGGCCCGCCACCUCGAUAAGAACACUAUGGGUUAUCUUCAGUGGCGUUGGGGAGUCCAGUCUUCUAUGAACACCAGCAUUGUGAGGGACACUAAGAGUAGCCAUUUCACCCUUGCAUUUCAGCUUGGCAUUCCUCACACUUUUAUGAUGAUGAGCUACCAGUACAAGUUCCAGGAUGAAGACCAGACCAAGAUUAAGGGCUCAGUAAAAUCAGGUUUUUUUGGAACUGUAGUCGAGUACGGUGCCGAGAGGAAGAUCAGUCGGCACAGUGUCCUGGGGGCCACCGUCAGCGUGGGGGUGCCACAGGGUGUUUCUCUAAAGAUCAAACUAAACCGAGCCAGCCAGACGUAUUUCUUCCCUAUUCACCUGACAGACCAGCUCAUGCCCAGUGCGGUGUUUUACGCUACAGUCGGACCUCUGGUCUUCUACCUCGCCAUGCAGCGGCUUGUUAUUCGGCCGUACAUGCAGGCUCAGAAGGAGGAAGAGUUGGAGAAGCAUCGGGAAAGCUCGGCCUCUAAUAUAGCAAAGAAGAAGCAGGAAGCCGAGGCUGCGAUUUUGCUAAUGCAGGAGUCUGUGCGCAGGAUUAUUGAAACAGAGGAGUCGAGACUGGGUCUUCUCAUCCUCAACGCCUGGUACGGGAAAUUUGUGACGGACAACAGCAGAAGACACGAGAGAGCAAAGGUCAUUGAUGUUACGGUUCCACUGCAGUGUCUGGUGAAAGACUCGAAGCUCAUCCUCACAGAUACCACAAAAUCAGGACUCCCUGGCUUCUACGACCCCUGCGUGGGGGAGGAGAAGAGCCUGAAGGUGCUGUAUCAGUUCCGUGGAGUCAUGCAUCAAGUCCUGUCAGGAGACACAGAACCACUCAGGAUACCAAAGCAAUCUCACAGGAUCGACGCAGACACAUAGGGAUACCUCUGCUGUUUGGUUGGACAGAAAAUGGAGAAACCUCUGACUUGGAUACAACAUGGAUCUAAGUUUGUCACUCAGAAACCAUGCAUAUUCCUAUUCGUCUUUUUAUUCAUUUAAAUUUGCAGAGUGAAGUUAAUAAAUCAGAGACUGGAUUUAUAAAUAAAGGAGCGUAUCCGUUGACAUGGUUGUGGCCUGCUAACGUGACACCAAAAUCAGUGGAUACCAUCUUCACUCAGUUCCUCUAGCCUCAUUGGUAUCCAUUUAUUUUGGGGUAUUUUUGGCUUGUCAUUUUUCACAGAGUUGUAUGUACUGUAUUGUACAAAAACAUCAGUGCCUAUUUCUUGAAUAUGUCAAAGCAUCUCUGUCUAUUUGCCAUAUUAUUAAAAUUGCUCUCCCACUUUGCUUAACUUAA
Molecule: messenger RNA, 2126 nt
Organism: Cololabis saira (Pacific saury)
Lineage: Eukaryota; Metazoa; Chordata; Actinopteri; Beloniformes; Belonidae
Gene: dnajc11a
Product: DnaJ (Hsp40) homolog, subfamily C, member 11a
Exons: 16
Coding region: 32-1711 (559 amino acids)
Biological process (GO): cristae formation
Source: RefSeq, a predicted model, not a curated record